ACACAUACCGUCCCCCUGCCUGUGUCUACCCACUCCCUGGUCCUCAGCAGACACAUCAGUGCACACACACCAACAGGCGGAGACAGGAGGAACUCACAAGAACUUUGAAUCCCAGGGACAAGCACAGAUCCUGGAGAAAACCUGACAAAUCACUGCCUGCAAGAAAGACCAACACAAAAGAGACUAGGAGCAAAGUGCAUAGAAGGCAUUGGGACUGUGCUUAAGAUUCCUACCCAGGCAGGAGAUUAACAAGAAACCAGGAGAAAGGAGAAACAGAGGGAGAAGGACAGAAGCUGGGGUGACAGAGGCAUUAAAGAUGCAUCAUCACCAUGGAAUAUUCACGCUGGCGCUGCUGGCGUUCCUCUUGGUACUCACAGUGCUUGGGACGGACACAGUAAAGAAAGACAAGCAAGAAAAGAAGGCUAAGAAGUCAGACUGUGGGGAGUGGCAGUGGAGUGUAUGUGUUGCCACAAGUGGAGACUGUGGGAUUGGAACCCGGGAAGGCACCAGAUCAGGAAAGGAGUGCAAACAGACGAUGAAGACCCAGAAGUGUAAGAUCCCAUGCAACUGGAAGAAGCAGUUUGGAGCUGAGUGCAAAUACCAGUUUCAGGACUGGGGAGAGUGUGAUCCAGUAACAGGAGUGAAGACACGGAACGGCAGCCUCAAGAGAGCCCUACACAAUGCAGAGUGCCAGAAAACAGUGACAUUGUCCAAGCCAUGUGGAAAGAUUACCAAACCGAAACCUCAAGAGUCUAAAAAGAAGAAAAAGGAAGGGAAGAAGCAGGACAAGAUGGUGGACUGAUAGCAAAUAUGGAAGCCCAUCAAGAAGACAUCUGGGGGCACUGGUGCCGGAAGCAAGAUGGCAUAACAAAUUAUCUACCUUUCUACUUGUAGUAUCGGAAGGGAAGGGGGGGAAUGUACUCUGUACUUUGUAGUGUUGUUUUUGGUGGAGGGGGGCACAAUUUCUUUAAAACCGUAACACUGUGCUAGAUGACUGUGAAGAACAAAGUAUUUACCUUUGAUUAGACAUGUACAUAGCAGGAGAAAGGGGCAGUAGCAUUUUGUAGUAAUAUCUCUUGGGUUUAGGGAGGAUAUAAUUGAGACUUGGGGUGUUUAUAUCUUGUCAAUAUUAUUAUCAUCAUAUGUACUGUAGACCAGGCAUACCACCGGUCAUUUUCCAGCAGUCUUCUCUCGUAAGUCACAUUCCAAUAGAAGGCCAGGUAAAUGUCUUCUGACCACCAUGCAAGAACUAAUUGAGUUUACAAAAGUCAACUGCAACACCAAUGUUGGUAGUCAUAUUGGGUAAAACAUGAUGCCACUUUUGUUGGGUCUAGAAUGCUGGUCAGUGGGAAUAUAAUUCCUGCAAUUAUUGCCAAUUUCGUUCCAAAUUUAAACAUGAAAAAAGUUGAAAUUAUACUUUUAUUUUUAUUUGACCAUUUAGUCCAUAUAGUGUACAUGGAGGCAGACCAGGUCACUGAUUUGGGAAUAUGCUGACAGUGAGGCCAGCUGCUUCACUUCUAAAGGUUUGGGUUAGAUGUUAAAAUUCUAUUUACCUGCGACUGCCAGUAGGGGGAGCUUAUACAGUAUGUAAAUCCAUACCCAGAGAACUCCCCUGUGGGUAGGUGUAAGCAGGCAGAACCAUCGAACUUGGAACAAUAUGUCAGAAAAACAAAGCUCUGUCCCCUAGAAAAUUAUAGUAUUAAGUUAGCAUGUCUAUAAACAUACACCCUUAUAUUCCUUUUGGGGGUACGCCCAUACUGAGAUGGCCCUAUGAUUUUUGUAUAUGCCUAAUCCAUGCACAGCAAUUUAGAUAUACUUACCCAGUGGUCAAAUUUCCUAAACUGCAAUUUUGCAUCAUGAUAUAUACAUAGUGAAAAUCAGACACAAGUGACGACUUCCAAGGCUGGACCUCAUAGGGUACAGUCACAUGGCAAACUCACUUUCAUCAGUGGUGGUCAAUGACUGCAUGUUUUUGCGGUAAAAUCUUGCCUGCCAUUGGCUGCUGGGGUGGGUGUGGCUAGGCUGGAUGCGGCCAACCAUGUGGCCAUAACCUUAGCUUGAUGAUUACAAGAAGCAGAACAACAUGUGACACCGAUGAACUGUGAGAUUGUAUAGAUGACAAAGAGUCCUGAUGGUCAAUGUAUAAUCCAAUGAUUUAGAGCAAUGAGCGCAUUUAAUCAACUAAUCAAUAUGUAUGUGUGUUUUAUUACAAAUGGGAUAUUUGCAAGGAAAUAAACUGUUUAAAACCA
This is a messenger RNA of Bufo gargarizans (Asiatic toad), 2249 nucleotides long. RefSeq names its product pleiotrophin (gene PTN). Lineage: Eukaryota; Metazoa; Chordata; Amphibia; Anura; Bufonidae. Gene Ontology annotation, molecular function: growth factor activity. The coding region runs from base 317 to 802 and encodes 161 amino acids. The transcript is spliced from 5 exons. The record is from RefSeq and is a predicted model, not a curated record.